CGAGAGAACCGUGGCAAGCGCAGUAGCGGGAAGGGGUUGGAUUUCGGUGAUGUGUCAUUGUAGUAUGUGUAGUACAUAAUGGAUUCCGGUGAAAAAGAACCUAAAAUUGAUAAAAUAGGUUAUCAAUAUAAAGCUGAAGAUAAUGAUAAGAAGUUUAGGAUUAAAGCUGGUAUUUUCCUUGCAUCUGUUGCGGGAAUAUCGGCUUUCGUGGGUUUUGGAACUACUGUGGCUUCAGUAAAAAAGAAGGAUCCAGCUUUCUUUAGCAGAGGUCUAGCAGGUACCCGAGAAAUGAGUGAGACAGGGGCUUCACUUGCAAUGAGAGCACUGGGCUGGGGAACUCUGUAUGCUGUUGUUGGAUGCACUGUUCUCUUCUUCUCUAUCUGGAAAUUGGCAGGAGUGAAUGAUAUGAAAGAAUUCCGAAUGAAAGUUGGUUCAGCACUACCUCGGAUACCGAAGAAUGACCCACCUCAAGGAAGAACCGAGUUUGAAGGGCUUACUGAUCUUCUAACUUACAUUGCCACCAAGGAAACAAAAACAUCUGAAAAUUAGUUCAGCAUUUCAUUUAUUGUUCUUGUAAAAAAUAUUAAUAACUACUUACAGUAGCUCACCAGUUUGUAUAUGACAUUUUAAUUAAAGUAAUAAAAUAAUAAAAUUCAUGAUCACAAUAUUUAUGCAUAACAGAAGUCUCAAUGUAUUGGUUGUGGUAACUUUUAAGGAUCAGACUUGUAGAGAAUGCACAAAGUGAACACAUAAUGGGAGGCCAUGCCUGUCCAUAUGCUUCACCUUUAAAGCUAUAUUAAGUUUUUUCUAGGUGCACAACCAUGAAGCAAAAUUGUGCAUUAUCAGUCAACCUGAAGCAAUAGGAGCAGCACCAAUUUUCCACUAAGCCCAUACUUUCAAACAUUUCCCUGUAAUAGACAGAUUUCAAAUAGAUUUAGCAUUAAAGGGUUACAGUAAACAUUGGGCAAGUUUAUUUUGGUCCAUGGCAAUCAAUAAUAAUCUCUACUUUACAUGAUGUUGAAAUUCUUUCUGUAUCAAAUAUCACAGAAGCAGCAUCUUUAUUUCUUACAAAUUGAGCUUUCAUGUCUUUCAGAAGAAAUUCAUUUCCAAAUCAGAUUGUGUGACUUCAGUGGGGUAGCACCCCAACUCAUUUUGGUUAAUAAAUACAAGAAUAUUUUAAU
Molecule: messenger RNA, 1181 nt
Organism: Cryptotermes secundus
Lineage: Eukaryota; Metazoa; Arthropoda; Insecta; Blattodea; Kalotermitidae
Product: transmembrane protein 242
Exons: 3
Coding region: 79-549 (156 amino acids)
Source: RefSeq, a predicted model, not a curated record